Messenger RNA from Temnothorax curvispinosus, 2835 nucleotides. RefSeq lists its product as uncharacterized. Lineage: Eukaryota; Metazoa; Arthropoda; Insecta; Hymenoptera; Formicidae. The transcript is spliced from 4 exons. The record is from RefSeq and is a predicted model, not a curated record. Bases 16 to 2205 code for a protein of 729 amino acids.
ACUCCACCCCCUUCGAUGGUCCGGCGAAAAUCCUCAAUUGCGCGCCCCCGGCGCCCCGCUGAGAACGCGACUUUACGGCGUUUCGCGCUCAAAAGUCACGGUCGGCUCGAAUUCGAAAAUCCACGAAAAUCGGUUCGGGCGAGCGACGAAGCAGACGAAAUUCCGCCAUACAGCAGCAGCAGCAGCAACAUGAACGUCGGCAGCGUCGGCGGCAGCGAUAUCGCGCAUCUGUCCUACAAGGAGCUGCAGGCCCUGGCCCUGAGGUACCGCGUACCGGGUAACAUCAAGAAGAAGGCGUUGAUCAAGGUUCUGCAAGCCGCCAGAAGUGGAAAUGACGCCGAAUUUUGCCGGUUGCUGCAGGAGCUGAGGAAGAACCGCAAGAGGAAGGCGAGGAAGUCGAAGGACUCCAAGCUUGGGGUAACAUCGACCCCGCUGCACAGUCCCGACUAUAUAAUGGUCGAUGACGACUAUUAUUGUCAGCAACAGCAACGUCAGUCGCAGCAACAGUUGCCUUAUCAGUGGUGUUUCCCGUUUUUGCAGAUCGGUGCAGAGGAGGAGAUACCAACUAAAGAGGACGAUACCAAGAUUCCACAUUACGAGGAGUUCAAGCAGUUACUACUUAAGAGGAUUCAGCGAGAAUUCCAAGCAUGCGACAACAACAAUAACCAAGUGGAAGAUCUGAGUAUCGUGAAUCUGCGGACGGCGUCGAUAUCACCCAAUCUUCAAACGAUUCCUCUAGUCGAGCCAAGCUACCCGAAAGCGAAUCUGAUCAACGACACGGAUCCUCUUGCGAUCUCGUCGAACGACAGAUCGAGUCAUCAAGCAUUGAAAGAAUCUGAGGGAGGCUCACAGGGCUCGUUCCUGCUGAAGAGAAUGCUACAGGCGCCGGUGGGCGCCAAUCUAGGCGAGAUCGCCAGCUCCAUUUUCUGGGCUACCAAUCUGUUGGAUAAUUCUGACACCCUGACCGCCGAGUCAGAGAGUAACGACACUGAAGAUCAGCUGAACACGAAUACCAAUGAGUAUUACAACCUGCUGAAGAAUUCCAAUGGCGAGUUUUUGCUAAAUGAGGCAAACUUGAUGCCUCAGCAGAGUUCGAGCGCACUGGCUGGUGACAAUCAGUACAGGUUUCCCAGCGAUAUGAACAACCGGCCGAAUCCCUACCAGAACUGGACGGUCACUAGCGUGAUGGAGGUACCUGAAAGCGAUCUACAAUCCUCUAACGUGUUCCACGCGAUCUACUACAACAACACGGAUCCCACCGCUGCUGCCGCGAACGCGGACAACAAUCUGGCUUAUCAAUAUCGGACAGAUACCGCUUGCAACGGCGGUCAAAACUUCUUCAACUUUGACACGCAGGACACCAACUACCACCUGACCGGCACAGACAUGAUGACUAACGACCCCUCUAAUAUUUAUUAUUUGCAAAAUUUUAGCACACGCAACGGAGAGAUGAGCACAGGAUAUUUUCGCAACGUUGACACAUUCGAACAACAGAGCAACAUGCAGCAAAAUGUAUAUGCGAACGAUCAACAGUAUCAGUACCUUUAUCCUCGAUUCACUCAGGAGACGAACAAUCUGUUGAACGAGAGACUCGAGCAACCGCAAAGCAAUCUUAUGGCACAGAAAAUAAUAGAAAAUAAUAUUAAUAAUAUUAAUCAGGAAACUGGUAUGGGGAAUUUGCAGAGACCGGCAAAUGGAACAGUAGAGCCGUUCUGGCCAAAGUGGACUCCCGAGUCAAACAACAAUCUGGAGAACAUUCUCAACUAUCACGUACCCAAGCAAGUGGAUUACUCCAAGUUAAGUCAGACAUCCUGCGUCUAUUGCUACGUGGCGCCGAUCGUCUCGCAACGAUCCAAUCUGGCAGUUAACGGCUGCUCGAUCGAACGUAGAUAUACCGCUGAGCAGCGGCAACAUUCCUUCUCGCCCUACUGGAUGUUAUACAACGACACUUCGCAAGGUAUGCGAAUGACGAAUGUGCGCGGCAAUCCGCUCGAGCAGUCUACGUCGACACGCGCAACCAUCCUCGCUAACAACGACUAUAUGCAGGAGACCGCCCACAAUGCUCCCAUCAACGAUGUGUGGAUGAAUGAGUACGACCCAUCGUCCAUCGCCGAUGGCAUGAACAUUCAGGUCUCAGAUCCGCUCUUUUUUAACAUUACUGAUCGGAUUGACAUUCCGAACGCGCCGGGCAUAGCGAAGACUUAAAAUUCGCGGGCGAGAUACGACAAUAAACAAGUAUCUAGAAUAAAAUUGUGACUUUUUCAAGUGAAACGGAUGGUGUUCAAACCGCGGAGUGACGAUAAUCCUCUUCCAUUUCUAAGCCACGAAAGGAUCUUGUUAUUGUUUCAGUUUGGAAUUGGGACAACCGAAGCCCAUCCGUCUUUGUGUACCGUAACAAUUGACGCCUCAGUAAUUAUUUUAUGCGAUUGCCGUGAGAUGCACUAACGUUCUUCCGCUUCCGUAUCAUCGACGAGUGACACGCGCAAUUAUUUCACUUGUAACUGAAACGGGAGCGAUAUCCAGACAGAAAGCAAUAGCAAACAGAAAUGGAAGUUGAAUAAUCGAUACCUUGGGAGAUAGACGGACGGAUCUAUCUUUGAAUGUACGCUUCUACUGCAGAUCAUUGGAAGUUCUCUUUUAAGGCAAAAACUUCAGAACUUGAUAUUGUGGAAAGGCAAAUAUAUUCCGUGGAUCGGAGAUAAAACGAUAUAAUACUUAUAUUAAUUAAAUACUUUUGAACUAUUAUUUACGUGAGAUUGCAAUAUUGCGAUGUGAGAGAAGGGUUUAUAUGUUUUUUUCAUGUGUUUAGAGGAAAAGAUUAGGAUUUUUAUAUUA